Fraxinus pennsylvanica is the source of this 432-nucleotide messenger RNA. NCBI's taxonomy places the organism in Eukaryota, Viridiplantae, Streptophyta, Magnoliopsida, Lamiales, Oleaceae. The record is from the annotation of a GenBank genome assembly.
AUGGCUUCCAAUAGUAAAACAUCAGUUGUCCUCUUUCUUGUCCUAAAUCUUCUCUUCUUCACUCUUACUAGUGCAUGUGGCACUUGCCCGGGUCCUAAACCAAAGCCUAGACCAAAGCCUAGACCAAGCCCAAACCCAAACCCGAAGCCGAGCCCGAGCCCCGGCGGCAAGGGCACAUGCCCUAGGGAUACCUUAAAACUAGGGGUAUGUGCUGAUCUUCUUGGUGGAUUGCUUGGUCUUACCGUUGGGACACCACCAAAAACUCCAUGCUGCUCCCUUCUCCAAGGCCUCGUCGACCUGGAGGCGGCGCUCUGCCUUUGCACCGCCAUUAAAGCCAAUGUUUUGGGCAUUAACCUCAAUAUUCCUCUUUCCCUUAGCUUGCUUCUUAAUGUCUGCUCCAAGAAGGUUCCACCAGGCUUCAAAUGUGCCUAG